ACGUGUCGGCGCGUUCCAAGAUGGCAGCGCAGGAGCAGGAGCCCGCGGUGCAGUUCGCGCAGAGGCUCGCGUCCAACGAGCGGCCCGUGCGCAGCAAGGCGCUCAAGAAGCUGCGGAAGUAUAUGGCCGCGCGCUCGCAGAAAGUCAAAGGAGCGUUCACGGCGGAGGAGCUGUUGAAGCUGUGGAAGGGGCUCUUCUACUGCCUGUGGAUGCAGGACAGGCCGCUGCUGCAGGAGGAGCUCUGCGCUCAGGUAUCCAGCCUGCUGCACUGCCUGCACAACGCCGACGUCCAGUUUUUGUUUUUGGACACAUUCCUGCAGACCAUUAACCGUGAGUGGAAUGGAAUCGACCGCCUGCGCAUGGACAAGUUCUACAUGCUCGUGCGAUUUGUGUUCAGACAGACCUUUGAGAUGCUGAAGAGGAGAGACUGGGACGACGGUUUGGUGGAGCGGUUCAGGGAGUUGCUGAGCGAACGGGUCCUGCACAGCACCAGCGAAGCGCCCUCUGGAGUCCAGUUCCACAUCCUGGACUUUUUCCUGGAGGAGCUGGGCAGGGUGGGGGCUGCGGAGCUCACGGCGGAGCGGAAUCUCACCUUCAUCGACCCAUUCUGCAAGGCGGCAGCCAAGACCAAGAACCACACCUUCAUGCAGGCCAUCUGCAGUGGGAUUCUCCAGGAGAUCGUGGAUCAGGCGCCCUUUGCUAUCGAAGACCUCAUGAGGGAGCUGCUCAAGAAGGGCGGGGCUGAGGGAGAAGACUUCGCUCACGAGGACGACUCAGGUCAGGCGUCAGCUGAGGACGAGGAGGAGGUUGACAGGACGGCUGCGCCCCAGAGCUCCAAGGAAGUGAAAGGGAAGCAUCUCAAUGGUCUUCUGCCAGGUAGAGACGAUGAGGAUGAAGAUGAACUCUCAGAUUUAGGGGAGGACUUCUCUUACGUGCUGGAGGACAGCGAAAGCCCGGGGCCCAUGCUGCAGUUUGACUACAAGGCCGUGGCAGAGCGGCUGCUGCGGUACGCGAGUCGUCCCACCGUCUCCAACUUCAACAGGAAAAAGCUGUACCCACUCGUGAAGACAUUCCAAGGUCUCAGUGAAGGUGUGUUCCCCAGCGAUGGAUACCCUGCGGAGGUUUCCACGGAUGAGGACGACUAUGACGAGUUUGGCAGCCGGAAGCGGCUGAGGAAGAGGAGGAAGAACCGGACGGAGGAGGACGGAGAGGAUGGAGCUUCUGCGACAAAGAAACACAAAGGCAAGAAAGAGGCCGAAGUUCAGGGGAAGCAGAGAGAAGGUGCUCAAACAGACAAGGGUGCCCUGAACGACACCACGGUAAAAAAGAGGAAGAAGAAAAAGAACAAGGGAAAUAAGGGCAGCAAGGCAGAGGGGUCCAGACAGGACGAGGUCUCCGCUGAUGACCUCCAGGGGGCGCUGGCGCAGGACAAGCUCCCUGCUGCUGAAGAAACUGUGGACGGCGUGGGAAAGAAGAAGGGCAAGGGGCAGAGGAAGAAGGGUUCUUCCCCUUUGAUAACCCCAGAGCUCCAGGGCCUCGGGGGGACGAUGGAGGCGGAGCCUGUUUCAGCAGGAGAGGCGGAGCCCGUGCAAGAGAUGCAGUCCAUGGAUGGCACGUCCACCCAGAAGAAGAAGCAGCGGAAGAGGAGGAAGCGAUCCCUCUCACAGGAGGGCAAGAGCACGUUGGGACCCGAUCCCUAUGCAGUCCCUGCAGACCGAGUGGAUGAAACCAAUGGAGGAGUGGAGAAGGAAGGGGUGGCGCUUGAGGACACAACAGAGAUGCCCGUUUGCCAAGUGGCAGGCAGUAAAAAUAAGAAAAAGAAGAAAGGGAAGGUCCAGCAGAUGGAGCAGGAAUUGCAGCUGGGAGCAGGAGAGGCUCACAGCACAGAUGCCUGCGCAGUCAGUGCAGCUGCAGAUGAGGAGCCCUCAUCCGAAAGUCCACUCAUGCAGAAGAAGAAGAAGAAAAAAAACAUCAAGAGGAAGAUGGGAGCAGAGCCCCCUGAGAGCACAGAGGAAGAGCCAGUAAAAAUGAAUGGAGAUGCUCAGAGGGGGAGCAGAGCCAAAAAGCCCAAAAAGACCACAGAAAACCCAGACAUCGCCAGCUCUGCCAGCACCAAGAAGCCCCAGAAGGACAAGUCAGUAGCUGGAGGUCAGGCUAAUUUUGCCAGCUUUCAGAGCCCAUCAGUCCCUGUGCCCCUGUUCUGCAGGACUGGGAAGGGAAGUCUCACCAAGCAGCUGUUUGGGACGCCGUGCUCCGAGUCGAAGAAGGUCACCUUCGGGCUGAAAAACAACAAGACGGCCGAGUUCAGGAAGACCGACCGCAGCCUGCUGGUCAGCCCUGAUGGAUCAUCCCGUGUGCCCUUUGACCCCCAGCAGAAACCGCGGUUCAGUGUGCUGAAGUCCCCCCUGGGAGCUCAGAUGAGCAAAAAGAGCCACAGCACCACCAAGCGGAGGCCUCGCGCAGCUGAUUUCUUCUAGGACUGUGUUUGUGGAGCAGCUGCUCCGUUUCAUAUGAAGACUGUGACACGGACGAACGUUGCUUUUCGAAAUAACGUUGAGAGUUUAGAAGUUUUGUACAGUAAUCCCCCCCCCGUGCUCACUAAGUUUCUACGAACGACCGUUGGAUUAAAACCUUUCCUGUACCAGCGUCUCCAUGGUGUGUUCUUGAGGAGUUUUCGGAGCUACCAUCUCCACUCAUCCAAAGGGGUUUGUAUGUGUAGUAAAUAUGGACACUGGCUACUCAGGUUACAAAUGGUCGAGUUACAAAUUUAAGAUAUUUUCUUCCGAUGAAAAUUAAAAAGUCAGUAUUUCCUUCUUGUAUCUCUAAUUUCUUUUUUGAAGAUGGCAUUGUUUUCUCUGUCAAAACACCGUUAGUUUCCAAGCAUAAGUAUGGGGAUAACAAGCUGCAAGAAUAAAAAUGUAAGAGUUUUGUAAUUUAGGGUAAAGGUUUCAAUUAGUGAUGGUACAAGAUAGAACUCUAUGGAAAACCAGUGCACCACCAUUCCAAAAGGUCUGAACCAUCUAAAAAUACACAGGUUUACCUGCAAUGGGGACAAAAUACAAGAAUUCUCACUUAUCCAGUCACUGGUUUUAGUUUGAAGAAUUUCAGUAAUAUAAGCUGAGAAUUUGAUUUUUUUGGUACUAAUAAAUGUAUCGGUAAUGUUGCAUGACCACUCCAACCUGAAGAUGUGUUCCUUCAAAAUGAGGAAACACUCUGAAGCAAGAAUGUAUGUUUUAAUUAAUGUAAUAAAAUCCCU
Molecule: messenger RNA, 3256 nt
Organism: Scleropages formosus (Asian bonytongue)
Lineage: Eukaryota; Metazoa; Chordata; Actinopteri; Osteoglossiformes; Osteoglossidae
Gene: rrp1
Product: ribosomal RNA processing 1
Exons: 16
Coding region: 21-2477 (818 amino acids)
Biological process (GO): rRNA processing
Cellular component (GO): preribosome, small subunit precursor; nucleus
Source: RefSeq, a predicted model, not a curated record